Arabis nemorensis is the source of this 348-nucleotide messenger RNA. The record is from the annotation of a GenBank genome assembly. Lineage: Eukaryota; Viridiplantae; Streptophyta; Magnoliopsida; Brassicales; Brassicaceae.
AUGACUUACCAAGUCGAGAGUCUGAUGCCGCUCAUGGGCAUGAAAAUCCUAAACCUUUUUGAGGAAGAAACCCCUCAGAUAUUUUCACUUUGUGGACGGGGUCCACGCUCCUCUCUAAUAAGGAUACUCAGGCCCGGUUUGGCCAUCAACGANAUGGCUGUCUCUCAGCUUCCNGGUCAGCCAAGUGCUGUGUNGACGGUGAAAAAGAAUGUGAGUGAUGAGUUUCAUGCGUAUAUCGUUGUUUCUUUUACCAAUGCUACUCUUGUUCUUUCGAUUGGUGAAACCGCUGAAGAGGUUAAUGACAGUGGGUUUCUUGAUACUACCCCUUCCUUGGCUGUCUCUCUCUGA